Phaeoacremonium minimum UCRPA7 is the source of this 645-nucleotide messenger RNA. Its product is annotated as putative 40s ribosomal protein s5 protein. The transcript is spliced from 3 exons. Gene Ontology annotation, molecular function: mRNA binding; rRNA binding; structural constituent of ribosome. NCBI's taxonomy places the organism in Eukaryota, Fungi, Ascomycota, Sordariomycetes, Togniniales, Togniniaceae. Gene Ontology annotation, biological process: ribosomal small subunit assembly; translation. Bases 1 to 645 code for a protein of 214 amino acids. Gene Ontology annotation, cellular component: cytosolic small ribosomal subunit; ribosome. The record is from RefSeq and is a predicted model, not a curated record.
AUGUCUGACAACGGAGAGAUCGAGGUCGAAACCGUCUCGGGCUACCAGGUCCUGCCCAAGGACGUCGUGUCCGAGGUUGGCAGCAUCAAGCUGUUCAACAAGUGGUCCUACGAGGAUGUCGAGAUCCGUGAUAUCUCCCUGACUGACUACAUCCAAAUCCGAUCACCAGUCUACAUCCCCCACUCCGCUGGCAAGUAUGCCGUCAAGCGAUUCCGCAAGGCCAACUGCCCGAUCAUCGAGCGAUUGACCAACUCCCUGAUGAUGCACGGCCGCAACAACGGCAAGAAGCUGAUGGCUGUCCGCAUCGUUGCCCACUCCUUCGAGAUUAUCCACCUCAUGACCGACCAGAACCCCAUCCAGAUUGCCGUUGACGCUAUUGUCAACUGCGGACCCCGCGAAGACAGCACCCGAAUUGGUUCUGCCGGUACCGUCCGACGACAGGCUGUCGAUGUCUCUCCUCUCCGCCGUGUCAACCAGGCCAUCGCUCUCCUCACCACCGGAGCGCGUGAGGCUUCUUUCCGCAACGUCAAGUCCAUCGCCGAGUGCCUCGCUGAGGAGCUGAUCAACGCUGCCAAGGGAAGCAGCAACUCGUACGCGAUCAAGAAGAAGGACGAGCUGGAGCGUGUGGCCAAGAGCAACCGGUAA